Tupaia belangeri chinensis (Chinese tree shrew) is the source of this 3037-nucleotide messenger RNA. RefSeq names its product ATP-dependent RNA helicase DDX3X. The transcript has a single exon. The record is from RefSeq and is a predicted model, not a curated record. Lineage: Eukaryota; Metazoa; Chordata; Mammalia; Scandentia; Tupaiidae. Bases 638 to 2626 code for a protein of 662 amino acids. Gene Ontology annotation, molecular function: RNA helicase activity; ATP binding; nucleic acid binding.
CGGCUUCACAAAAUGGCCGCAGCUCCCAACAUCUGCCGUCACUCGACCUACCGCCACCUCGGUGUCACCCCUCUUUCUGCUUAGCUCCACAUUCAGGAAGACUGCGAGGAAGAGCAGGGGCAGAGGUAGACCAAGGACAUCCCGCAGCCCCGGGAAUCCGAAAAGGAAGAAGCGAAAGAGCGCUAGAAAGAAAGAAGGGCGGAAGUGGGGGCACGGGGAAGAAAGGGGCGCGCACAGGCCUAGGUUACACGGUGAGGCCUCAGAGCUGGCAGAAAGCGGGAGACCAGUUUUCAUGAGAUCUCAAGAACUCCGAGACUGAGGCCGGGGUACUUACAGAAACACAGUAGAGGGCAGGGAAGCGAAGCUCGAGCGAACUAGGACCAUACUUGGCGCUUUGAGCUCCAGCCGACCGGACUGAGGAGAAAGGAAAUCCCGCGAGACUUGGCAGGACUCGGUCGCCGCGGCUCAGCCGGGGCAGUCGGAGGCGCCGUCUUCGUGCUGACGCAGCGGCCUUUCCAGUGGGCGCAUCUGGCCGGUGGCCGCGCCAGAGCUGAGCUUCUGGGCUGAGAAGGCCUCGGUGGUGAGUCAAACACUCGCUCCUCAGCGAAAGACUCCGAGUCGUUGGUGCUCCUCAGGAAUGAGUCAUGUGGUGAUGGAAAACACUCUCGGGCUGGAUCAGCAGUUUGCCGGCCUAGAACUGAACUCUCCCGAUAGUCAGAGUGGCGAAACCACAGCCAGCAAAGGGCGCUACAUCCCUCCUCAUUUAAGAAACAGGGAAGCUACUAAAGGGUUCUGUGACAAACUCAGUUCAGGCUGGAGCGCCAGUAAAGAGAAGGAUGCAUACAGCAGUUUUGGGUCUCGUAGUGAUUCAAGAGGGAAGUCUAGUUUCUUCAGUGAUCGUGGGAGUGGAUCAAGAGGAAGGUUUGAUGAUCGUGGGAGGAGCGACUAUGAUGGCAUUGGCAGUCGUACUGACAGAAGUGGCUUUGGCAAAUUUGAACGCGGUGGCAACAGUCGCUGGUGUGACAAAUUAGAUGAAGAUGAUUGGUCAAAACCACUCCCCCCAAGUGAACGCUUGGAACAGGAGCUCUUCUCUGGAGGUAACACUGGGAUUAAUUUUGAGAAAUAUGAUGAUAUUCCAGUUGAGGCAACAGGCAACAACUGUCCUCCACACAUUGAAAGUUUUAAUGAUGUCAGGAUGGGAGAAAUCAUCAUGGGAAAUAUUGAGCUUACCCAUUAUACCCGCCCUACUCCAGUGCAAAAACAUGCCAUCCCAAUUAUCAAAGAGAAAAGAGACUUAAUGGCUUGUGCCCAAACGGGAUCUGGAAAAACUGCAGCAUUUCUUUUGCCCAUCUUGAGCCAAAUUUACUCAGAUGGUCCAGGUGAGGCUUUGAAGGCCAUGAAGGAAAAUGGAAGAUAUGGGCGCCGCAAACAAUACCCGAUCUCCUUGGUGUUGGCACCAACUAGAGAAUUAGUAGUGCAGAUCUAUGAGGAAGCCAGAAAAUUUUCAUACCGAUCUAGAGUUCGUCCUUGUGUAGUUUAUGGUGGUGCUGAUAUUGGUCAGCAGAUUCGAGACCUAGAACGUGGGUGCCACUUGCUAGUAGCUACACCAGGACGGCUAGUAGAUAUGAUGGAAAGAGGAAAGAUUGGGUUAGACUUCUGCAAGUACUUGGUGUUAGAUGAAGCUGAUCGAAUGCUGGACAUGGGGUUUGAACCUCAGAUACGUAGAAUAGUUGAACAAGAUACUAUGCCUCCAAAGGGUGUCCGCCACACAAUGAUGUUUAGUGCUACUUUUCCUAAGGAAAUACAGAUGCUGGCUCGUGAUUUCUUGGAUGAUUAUAUCUUUCUAGCUGUCGGAAGGGUUGGCUCUACCUCUGAGAACAUCACACAGAAAGUAGUUUGGGUGGAAGAAUCAGAUAAACGGUCAUUUCUACUUGACCUUCUAAAUGCAACAGGCAAAGAUUCGCUGACUUUAGUGUUUGUGGAGACCAAAAAGGGUGCAGAUUCUUUGGAGGAUUUCUUAUACCAUGAAGGAUAUGCUUGUACCAGUAUCCAUGGAGAUAGAUCACAGAGAGAUAGGGAGGAAGCUCUUCACCGGUUCCGCUCAGGAAAAUGCCCAAUUCUAGUUGCUACAGCAGUAGCAGCAAGAGGACUGGAUAUUUCAAAUGUGAAACAUGUUAUCAAUUUUGACUUGCCAAGUGACAUAGAAGAAUAUGUACACCGCAUUGGCCGCACUGGCAGAGUAGGAAACCUUGGCCUUGCUACUUCAUUCUUUAAUGAAAGGAAUAUAACUAUUACUAAAGAUUUGUUAGAUCUUCUUAUUGAAGCUAAACAAGAAGUGCCAUCUUGGUUAGAAAACAUGGCUUAUGAACACCACUACAAAGGUAGCAAUCGUGGACGUUCUAAGAGUAGUAGAUUUAGUGGAGGGUUUGGUGCCCGAGACUAUCGACAAAGUAGCGGUGCCAGCAGUUCCAGCUUCAGCAGCAAUCGCACAAGCAGCAGUCGCAGUGGUGGAGGCAGCCACAGCAGCAGCAGAGGAUUUGCCGGAAGUGGCUAUGGAGGAUUUUACAACAGUGAUGGUUAUGGAGGAAAUUAUAACUCCCAGGGGGUUGACUGGUGGGGUAAUUGAGCCUGCUUUGCAGUAGGUCACCCUACCAAACAAGCUAAUAAGGAAACCACAUGUAACUUAGAAUGUAUCUUGUAUAGUUUCAAGAACUCGCAGUACAUUAUUAGCUAUGAUUCUCCACUGAAAUUUUUUUUUUUUGUAAGGGAGCUCAACAUCACAUCGAGAGAUAAAAGAAACAAUCAGCAGUCCUGCUUGGAAGGUGGUUUGAAGACAUCAUUGCUGUAGUUUGGAUUAACUCUCCUCCCAUCUACCUCCAUCCCAAACUAUAAUUUUGUGACUGAGGGUCAUUUCUUAAUGUACUGUGUCUUUAACUUUAGACAACUUUUUAUUUUGAUGUCCUGUUGGCUCAGUAAUGCUCAAGAUAAAUCGAUUGUUUUGACAAAAUAAAUUUACUGAACUUCAACUGAAACUAAA